AGAUACGUAUCUUAUGCCUCGGAUAUUUAGGGUAUAUAAUGCCCUGCGGCAAUGCGCAUUAUUAAUUCCAUUGUUCAGUCGGUGAUCAUCACAAUGAAAGUCUCCGUUUCGAUCUUGGCUUGGGUUACUUUGGCUUUGCUGCUGUGUGCAACACAGGCGCAGCAACCAAAUCCAGCCGCUGAUAUUGCAGGUGCUGCCCAGGGAGGCGUCUCCAUGGGUGCGUCAGCGCAUGGCGAAGCAGGUGCCGAGGGCGGUGCAGCGGGCAGCGAUGCACAGAGUGGCGUGAAAAUGGGCGCAGGAGCUGGAGCUGGUUCAGCAGCAGGUGCAGGGGGACGUUAAUUAGGUGAACGAAGGCGUCGAUGACGAUGACGAUGACUAUCGGCAUUUCCGUAGUAAAAAAUUGCAAUUUUUGGGUGGGUGUGUGAAAAGUCUCAUCAACGUUUGCCGCACGUAAUGUUCGUGAACCAAAUGAAAUUGCGGCAACACUUCAAUCGCUAACAACAACAGCAACCUUUUGGCAGCUUUAAUACCAUUUAAUGCCGUUUUAUGAAACGUUUCCCCAAAAACAAAAAGAAACACAAUCGACGCCGCCGUCGUCGUCAAAGUCAUCGUCGCCGCCAAUGCUGAUGCCAAUCGCAAAAACCGAAAUAGAAAAUUCAUCAGCAAUUUUGUUAUAAAUAUCAAGCAAAUUUCCACAUAAAUCAAAAGUGAUCAAUAAAAAACUACGGGAAAUCAUUGUGAAAUACUCGCAUGGCGCUUCAAAUUAUU
Drosophila albomicans is the source of this 768-nucleotide messenger RNA. RefSeq names its product glycine-rich protein 1. The coding region runs from base 52 to 339 and encodes 95 amino acids. The transcript is spliced from 2 exons. The record is from RefSeq and is a predicted model, not a curated record. Lineage: Eukaryota; Metazoa; Arthropoda; Insecta; Diptera; Drosophilidae.